AUGGAAAACGUACUUGACGACAUCUCUCACCGGAGAUACAACCCCCUUCGGGGCUCCUCUAUCUUGGUCUCCCCUCACCGAACCAAGCGUCCCUGGCAAGGCGCACAGGAAAGUCCCUCCAAGACCACCCUGCCGAACUACGACCCCAAGUGCUACCUCUGCCCCGGAAACGAGCGCGCCCAGGGCGACACCAACCCCAAAUACGACAGCACCUUCGUGUUCGUGAAUGACUACAGUGCCGUGAAGGAAGAACAGGCUCCUUACGAACCCACAAACGAGGAUGAACUCGAAUCGCGCUUCCUCAAGGCCGAGCCUGUGACCGGCAAAUGCUACGUCCUUACAUUCUCAUCCGCGCACAACCUUACCCUAGCCGAUCUCAGCCCACGCGAAAUCAUGCCCGUGAUCAACGCCUGGACAGAAAUCUACACAGCCCACCUCUCACCCACCUCCCCGCUAGCCAAGAACGCUCCCGUAACAACCCUGCAGCCCUCCUCCUCCCAAGCAAGCGCCACAAAACCCAAGGAGCAGUACCGGUACAUGCAGAUCUUUGAAAACAAGGGCGCGGCCAUGGGCUGCUCGAACCCUCACCCGCAUGGCCAGGUCUGGACUACCAGCUCCCUGCCCGAGGAACCAGCCGCAGAAAUGGAACAGCUGCGCAAAUACCGCCAGCAACAUGGCGGCAGCCAUCUGCUGGAAGAUUAUGCGACUCUGGAAAGCCGCAAGCAAGAGCGCGUUGUCUUUGAGAACGAGGCUUUCCUGGUUGUUUGUCCGUGGUGGGCGACAUGGCCGUUUGAGACGAUGAUCGUCAGCCGCACGCACAAGCGCGCGCUGGUUGAUUUGUCCGAAGCCGAUAAAAUGCUGCUUGCUGAGGCUAUUGCGGAAACGACUCGUCGUUAUGACAACCUCUUUGAGACGCACUUCCCUUACAGUAUGGGUAUUCACCAAGCGCCGCUGGAUGGCACCGCGGAGGAAAUCGAGGCCUCGUACUUGCAUCUGCACUUCUACCCGCCUCUGCUGCGGAGUGCUACCGUGCGCAAGUUUUUGGUCGGUUAUGAGCUUAUGGCGGAGCCUCAGCGUGAUAUCACGCCUGAGCAGGCAGCUGCUAAGCUGCGUGCUUGUGGUGGUGAGCUGUACAGGAAGAAGAUUGAUGGUUGA
Penicillium soppii is the source of this 1155-nucleotide messenger RNA. Its product is annotated as UDP-glucose:hexose-1-phosphate uridylyltransferase. The coding region runs from base 1 to 1155 and encodes 384 amino acids. Gene Ontology annotation, cellular component: cytoplasm. The record is from RefSeq and is a predicted model, not a curated record. The transcript has 3 exons. Gene Ontology annotation, biological process: beta-D-galactose catabolic process via UDP-galactose, Leloir pathway. Gene Ontology annotation, molecular function: zinc ion binding; UDP-glucose:hexose-1-phosphate uridylyltransferase activity. NCBI's taxonomy places the organism in Eukaryota, Fungi, Ascomycota, Eurotiomycetes, Eurotiales, Aspergillaceae.